Molecule: messenger RNA, 1609 nt
Organism: Pyricularia oryzae 70-15
Lineage: Eukaryota; Fungi; Ascomycota; Sordariomycetes; Magnaporthales; Pyriculariaceae
Exons: 1
Coding region: 118-750 (210 amino acids)
Molecular function (GO): nucleic acid binding; zinc ion binding
Source: RefSeq, a predicted model, not a curated record
ACUACUACUACUAAGCGCGCCUACGUCGAGUCCCGUCUCGGAGGUGACGCCGCCGACACCUUGCUCCCUUACCUCAACGAUACCCAUCCCGAUCAGAUCACCACGUACGACGGUAUAAUGGGCCAUUUGCGCGAGGAAUACAAGGAUACCAAACUCGAGGAUACAGCGCGGGACGAAUUGGACAAGCUGAUUAUGUCGACGAAGGACAAGUUUAUGAUUUUCAAGAACAAAUUCGUCAAACUGGCAGGUCAGAGCGGCCUUCCGAAGCGAAGCUGGAAGCGGGAAUUGCACCGCCGCCUGCCUACCAACUUGCGAGUCGCAAUGGUUAUAUACCACCAGGAUACCAACGUCUCGUUUGACGCCUACGUCCGUACGGCCGAUGGCAUCUCCUAUGACCUCACCAAAGCCUACGCCUCGCGGACCGAAGAUAAGAAUAAGACCAAGACCACCUCGAUCAAGAAGACCACAGGAGGGUCUGUUAUUCCACGUGCUGGAGGACCAGCCCGGACCACCGGAGGCGCUGUUGACGAGGGACAGAAGGGCAAACUGAGUGUGGAGGAGAUGCGUGGACUUAUCCGGACAGGCAAAUGUUUCCAAUGCCGUGAACCGGGCCACAUUAGCAGGAACUGCCCCAACGGUGACACCGGUCGCCCCACCAUUUCCGAGGACCGAGUUAACCAAAUUAUUGCAAGCUACCAUGGAAAGGGUACCGAUAUGUUUGGAGAAGACGUCGUCAUGUCGGAAAACUGAUUGCCCUGGGGAAAUUGGACUCCCUCCCAGGGAAGGUGUGGCCAACCACCGAGAUGUGCGAAUUGAGAGAAAAAAUCGCUGCAAAGCAAAGGCUGCUGGAAGAGCCGAUACCCUACGAUUUCUUACGUAGAUAUCUAGGCGGCGACCCCAUGCUUAUAGCGGCCAGCAUUUCCCUAAAUGGACUCAAUUAUAACACUCGUGCCUUGAUUGACACCGGAGCAAAUGGGUACGUUUUUAUCAGCAAACAACUUGCUCGGCGACUGUACACAACGUUGAAAGCCCCUAAGAUUGUCGGCUUCCACCCCCAAAAGGUUGGAGGCUAUGACGGAAAAGCCUCGCAACAGAUCGAUACUGCUGCAUUGGCCACUUUUGUGAUACAGGGCCGGAGGUUCCGCGAAACGCCGAUGCUGGUAUUGGAUAUGCCACAAGAGAUGAUCGUGGGACGACUCUUCCUGGCGGAGCACGGAAUACUUACUGACUGUCGUCACCGACGGCUCCAAUUCCCGGAAAGCCUACCCUCAUUGGCGGUAUGUUAUCGAGAUAUCGACAUGACCCAAUCACCAGAUCCGAGGUCUGUGAGCCCCAUACACCAGUCGGACGCGGAUCGUCGAGAUGCGGCCCUGGAAAAGAAAGAUCAAUCGGCCUCCCGACAACGAAUGAUACAACGACGAAUCCAAGCCUUGGAAAAAAUGACAGAACGCCCUCCGUCGAUACCCCGGAGAGCAAAACUGCUGGCCAGGUCGGGACAGACCUGGGAGAUCCCCACGGCCCGGGAAACUUACGCCGAUCCGAAUUUACAGGAGAUGCAACGGGAACUUUACGACCUGCCGAGGCCAAAGGUUGAAGUGACAAGCCUGAG